Molecule: messenger RNA, 5603 nt
Organism: Scomber japonicus (chub mackerel)
Lineage: Eukaryota; Metazoa; Chordata; Actinopteri; Scombriformes; Scombridae
Product: protein tweety homolog 3-like
Exons: 15
Coding region: 667-2331 (554 amino acids)
Cellular component (GO): plasma membrane
Molecular function (GO): intracellularly calcium-gated chloride channel activity; volume-sensitive chloride channel activity
Source: RefSeq, a predicted model, not a curated record
GGAGUCGUUUGCAGAGCUGGAGCUGCCGCAAAGCCCCGUCCUCCAGGGCUUUUUAAAACACCGUGUUUUGCUUCAUGCUCCAACUAUAUCAUCCAAUUGACGAGCUGCAGCGCUAAAAAGCAUUGAACUGGUGACGACGAGAGCUUUAUUAGGAAGAAAGACACCGACUGCAUCUUUAAAAACUGUAAAGGAAAAAUAACAGAGAGAGAGAGAGAAAGAGGGAGAUACUGGAUUGCGGGUCAACAAAUUUAACCCUUCAUCUGCAGCUGCAUUGUCGCUCUCUAUCUGGGGGGGACGGUUAGUUUGGGAGUCGGGGGGAGACACGACACGAAGGCGUCUCUCUCAGUGGUGAAAUGUGAGUGUCGUUGACCGCUAUUCCCCCUUUUUAUUUUUCAAUGUGGUUGAGACUGCAGCCGUCGCAGCGAGCUCUGAGCGGCCGCGUUGAUGCAGCAGUGCUCGGCUGCCACCGGACCUGGGAAGACAAUAGGGGAAAUAUGAAAUAUAUACACGACGCCGGCCUGGACUCCCCAAAACGACAAUAGAAAACUGAGUCUCUACACCCGCUGCUUUUUGUUGGCUUCACCAGUCGUGACUUUCUCUGCAGUGUCUGCGUGAGGAAUCGGGGUUAGAGAGUGAAACGACAGCCGGGCAGGUACCUGCUCAAGGAUGGCGGCCGUGGUGAACUACUCUCCACCGUGGUGGGUGAAUCUGCUCCACCGGUUGCCUCAUUUCAAUUUGGAGUUCCAGGUAGUGAGCAGUGACUUCAGGCCGGAGGACUCUGAGUACCAGAAGUCUGUUCUGCUGCUCGGUGCCGUGGCCCUGCUGUGUCUGGGUCUGGACCUCCUCUUCCUCCUCUUCUACUCCUUCUGGCUUUGCUGCCGACGGCGCAAGAGCGACGACUCCUCGCACUCCCAUACGCACUCCCAGCAGCCCAGCGCCGACUGCUGCUGCACCGCCUGGUGCGUCAUCAUCGCCACGCUCGUCUGCAGUGCUGGCAUCGCCGUGGGAUUCUACGGAAAUGGGGAGUCGAGUGACGGAGCCAAUCGUGUGGCUUACUCACUCCGUCAUGCCAACCGCACCGUGUCUGGGGUGGAGAAACUGGUGUCAGACAGUGCCCUAGCCUUAAACCAGACAGUGGAGGAUAACCUGGUCCAGUUGGAGACAGCGUACCAGGAGCAGACGGACUACGUGUCCAUCGUUCAAAAGCUGCAGGGACAGUUGGACGAGCUGGUGAAGCUGAUGGUGGAUGUUCCAUUCUGGUCCAAUACUGACAUUUCCCUGGAGGACUUGGCCCGCAAGACAGAGGCCUUUGACUUUUAUAGGUGGUUGGGGUACCUUGGCCUGCUGCUGUUUGAUGUUCUCAUCUGUCUCCUGGUACUCUUCGGCCUGAUACGCAACUCCAGGGGAACUCUGAUUGGAGUGUGUCUCAUGGGGGUUCUCACUUUGAUAAUCAGCUGGGGGUCUCUCGGUCUGGAACUGGCUGUCGCUGCUUCGGCCAGCGAUUUCUGCGUUUCCCCGGAUACUUACAUCACCAGGGUAACCAAGGAUAAUGCUGUCAUCAACCAAGAUAUUCUGCAGUAUUACCUGAAGUGCAGCUCUGGCCAAGUUAACCCUUUCCAGCAGAGGCUGUCAGGGAGUCACAAAGCAUUGGUGGAGAUGCAGGAUGAUGUGGCAGAACUACUGAGAUCAGCAACACGUGAUUAUGCCAACACCAAGGGAACUCUCGAGCAAAUCCAGUCUGUGCUGAAUUCCACUGAAGUCGGUCUUCACCAGCUGACUGCUCUGGUCGACUGUCGCAGCCUACACAUGGAUUACGUCCAAGCGUUGACAGGACUGUGUUACGACGGCGUGGAGGGUGUCAUCUACCUGGUGCUUUUCUCCUUUGUCACCGCUCUCAUGUUCUCCUCAAUUGUAUGCAGUGUGCCACAUACCUGGCCUGGCAAGAGGACGGAUGAGGAAGACGGAGAGGACGAGUCGGGUGCCUCACGGGGCGGUGUGCACGAUAACCUGUACCGCGUUCACAUGCCCAGUCUCUACAGCUGUGGCUCCAGCUACGGUAGCGAAGCUAGCCUGCCCGCUACAGCCCACACUGUCAGCAAUGCCCCCGUCACUGAAUACAUGAGCCAGAACGCAAACUUUCAGAACCCUCGGUGUGAGAACACCCCCCUGAUUGGCAGGGAGUCCCCUCCACCCUCUUACACCUCCAGUAUGAGAGCGAAGUACCUGGCCACAAACCGACCGGACCAGAACCGACGCUCAGUUCCCAACGACCAGCUGGACCCAGCUAGCCGGCCUCACCCCACUGCCCGACCACAGUCCUCAGUCCAUUAGAGACCGGAGCCGCACCAGUCCACCCCCCUGUACUGCCUGAAUCCAGUUCUCACAGCCAACAACAACAACAACAACAACACCACCACCACCACCACGACCCAACCCAGUGCUCAGUAGAGCUUUAAGCACCAACAGGACCCUGGUUUGUCAAGGUCUGCUGAAUUUACACCAAAACCGGUUCACCAGAAACACAAAAGCAAGCCAGAAACUCAUCAACCAAGAGCCUCAGCAAAGGACAGCACUUUUAUGGUCAACUCCUCCGUCUCAACACAGAAAAUCCAUAAAACCGAAACCCAUCUCAGAAGAUCAGUUAUCUCUUCUCUCAUUCUUUGUGGACACACACACAGACACACACACACACGCCUAACGCUGCUCAGCUGAUCAGCCCGACACACACCCACAAUGCACAGCAACUAAAGCGCCUUGGCUCGGACUUCAGUUUCUUCUACUACUGUUCAAAUCUGUCCUCCUCCACUGGGAUCCGUACACCGCCCCCUAGUGGAGACAGCUACACCUACUCACACCCGCUCAAUCCCGUCACACACUUUUACAUUCAGACUACAGGCACACACACAUGCAAACACACAUAGACACACAUGCACACACACACACACACACACACACACACACACACACACACUGUACAGAUCUGUAAAUAGUAAAACGUGUGCUUUACUCUGAUUUCAUGAAGAAUAGACUGUUGAAUCAUUACUGGUAAUGUGGUGUGCUGCGUGUUUAUCAUGGAAACUUUUGCUGUAUCUCUCAUACUUACACACACACACGCACACACACACACACACACACACACACACACACACAUAUACACACACACACACACACACACACACACACAAAUAGGCGGAUAGUCUUAACUGAACACACAUCUAUAUAGAUAAUAAGCCAGUGAAUCAGAAAGCCAUGUUUAGAUAGAAACCGUACCAACCACAUCCACGCUCUCUGUCUUUAGCUUAACAUUUGUCGUCUUAACUAAGACUUAUAACUUGAAUCGUGAGCUCGAAAAAAAAGUGUGUCCACGUCUCUCUCUUUCUCGCUCUCUCUCUCUCUCCAUAUACGUGCAACACGCACGUUGCUUAAUGCAUUUUUAAUAUGAGCCAGGAAUCCUGUUGUGGAAUAACUGUUUCGAAUUUUGGGGAGGGGGGGGAUUGGAGUGAGAGGAGUCAAAGAACACAAGGAGGCUCAACCUGUGCCAAAAAACUCUGAAUAACAUGAGGGAUGCCUGAUUCUAUCCUCUUCUCUCCUACUGCCUCCAUAUGUCUCAAAAAAAAGGGAAAAACCAACUCAAGUGGAAUGUUUUCCCUCCAGCUGUACAUAAUAAAGGAAACGGGAAAAGACACUUGAAAAGGGGCGAACGACGGACAGAAAAUGGAAUAAAUUACGACAAAACGUUUACCAGGUGCUAUGUAAGCCAGUCAAAAAGUUCCAGGACUGCGGAGGGAUGGAAACUUUUAUUAUUACUUUUAAUGUUUUUGUUUUCAUUCAGGGAUGUGAUUAGGAAAGCAAAAAGCAGUAAAAAAAAAAACCAACAAAAAAAACAAAAAACAGGAAGUUGUGUCCCAAAACCUGAAAUAUCAUGUCCCUUGAUGAAAAAUGUUACUUUAAAAUGUUUCAGAAUAAAAGGAUGGUGGGUGUUUUUUUAUGUUUUUAUCAUAAGCUGACAUUCGGGAUGUGAUACUGUGACAAACUGUAGUAUUUUCUCUCUGCUUCUAUACUGUCGUUAGGUUUUUUUUCCUCCUCUGCUUUUAUUUUGUCAACUGGUGACAUCGUUGGAUUGAUAUUUUUAGCCACCAGUAGCAACUCCUUUUUUCUUUUUCUCUCUCUCUCUUCUUCUUUUUUAAAAACCCACUUAAGCACAAAUUCUCUCUGAGGUGACUUUGUGAGAACGAGAAGAAAAAAAACACACUGCCCGGGACACUGCCAGUGGUUGUUUUCCUGCUCCGAGACUGUGUACAGUGUAUAAAAACUGUAGUCGUGAACCUGUGUGUGUGUGCGUGACAUCACUGCAGCGUGAUUGGCUCUAUCGCUCUAUCUCAGUGUUACCGUGUGUAAGUACAGUGAUCGGUGUGUUUGACUGGCAGCAAGUAAGGGCCAGCUUAUCUAGCCUGAGUCAUUUCUACACAGACGCCGCGCAUGCCCUCAUACACACACACACACAUACAUAUAGUCUGUACACACACACACACACACACACAUACAUACAUAUAUUCUGUACACACACACACACACACACACACACAUUCAAUACAAUACAAUACAAUACACACCACAGCUGCUUAUAAAAUCCAUCUUACCCUACUUUUAUCCUGUUUACAUGCACACAUAGAUCUGUAGUAACUGCACGCGUCCACCCACAGCUGUGACAUCACACUGAUAACCACCAUUUGCAUUAUGGGUGAUGUAGUAGGUAGUAAGCAAAUUUCAGAUUUCAGAGCAAUUCGGGAUCUAGUCAUUAGACGAGCGAGCAAGAGCCCUAACAUUCAAACGCCUCUCAAACACCAUUCCUGUACAGCAUUUUAAUAUUUGAUUAAUCAAUGACCACUUCUCGUAAUUAGCGAGACAAUCUUACAUGUGUGAUUUUAUUAGAAAGAGAGAUGCCCAUGUUAUGGUAACAAUGCUACCUAUGGUCUUGUACUUUACAGUGUUUUUUGCACCAUUGAUGCAAACAAUGUUAAGAUCUGUGGGUCUAGUCACUGAUUAAUGGCCUUUCAUAAUGUUUUUAAACUCUUACAACACUAUUCAUAUCACAACUUCAUAUGUUUUUUUAAUUUUUCUCUGUCUUGUAAAAAUCAAACUUUAAAGAUAAAAUAAUAGCUAGCUGUUUUGUAGGAGAAUAAAGGCAAGAGCAGCGUUUUUCCUCUCUUAUUAAUGGUGAAUGACUCUCUGUCUUGCAAUGUUUUAAUAAAACUAUUCCAGUGUAGUCUGCGUACCUGACGUACAGGUGUAUUUGAAUUCCUGUGUGUGUGACGCUUUUAUGGGAUUGAACCAUCCCGGUGCAGUGCGACUCGUUGGAAAAAGAGUCACACUUACAAAGAAGAGUGAGUAAUGCUCGCAUGUAUGUGUGCUGUUAUAACAGGACUUCAAAUACACCUCUGCCCAGAUGUGACAGAAAACCAAUGUUUUCUAUGGCUGUUUUUAUUUUCUGAUGGUUUAACUAAAAUAUUAAUGAUGUACAUGUCAAAACUGUGGUAAUGAUAUAAUUCAGCCUGGAAUAAAUGUUUUAAAAAAAAGAAAUUAAAGCAACUUUAACGUACUGA